Colletotrichum navitas is the source of this 1458-nucleotide messenger RNA. RefSeq lists its product as uncharacterized. The transcript has 2 exons. Bases 176 to 973 code for a protein of 265 amino acids. NCBI's taxonomy places the organism in Eukaryota, Fungi, Ascomycota, Sordariomycetes, Glomerellales, Glomerellaceae. The record is from RefSeq and is a predicted model, not a curated record.
UCCCCCGCCAACCGCCGAGCUCUCUCUGGCCGGGGCUUGAUGCUCACCACUAAACCUCGGCACCGACGUCAGUCGACGAAAGAACCCGGAGCUUUCCCCACCACCACGAAACCCGUAGACCCGGCCGAGCUCCCAGUUUUCUGAGAGAAGGAUUGCAGCUGGAAACAUUUUCGCAAUGGCGACGCUCUCCGGCGCAGAGCGCAUUCGCGCCAUCACGGACGAAGACGGCAUGUUCAAGGCCUUCGACACCUACCCCUGGAAGAAGGACAAGGCGUUCAUGUCCGGCCUGAAUGCAAUCCUCGGCGAUCCAAACACCGAGAACCCCCAGGGGUCCCCUACCGAUCUCGCCAUUCACGCCCGCAUCUUCUACUACUCCCAGAGAAUUGGCGUCGCCAUCGACUUCACCAAGUACCAGGACUGGCUCGCGAGGCACCCGGCCCACACGCCCCCCGACAUCCUUCCCGAGGAAUACAAGGCCCGGGACGCGCGAGGCGCCGCCUCAGCAGACGACGUCCCGGGUCUGACCUUGAAGAUGGGAGACCUGAGCACCGGCAAAGGAAAAGAAAAAGCCGCCGACGUCGUCGCCGCCUCGGAAUCAACGCCAUCCUGGCAAGCAGCAGCCCCAAAGGCCGACCUAUACGUCGAGCGCAAACCGUCCUCACAAGCCGACGCCCCGUCCCUGGGGGGCGACGAACCCGCGUACCCCAUUGGAUUCGCGCAGAUGCUGGAGAUGAUUCAAAAGGGGAUUCCUAUCCCCGGCAUCAGACAGAUCCCAGACACGGUCGUCAGAGACGCGGUAGGUUCCCUUCAUUGCUUCCCCCUUAACUCUUCCCCCCUUUUGGUCCCAAUACCAGCUGACUCUUUAGUCUGUCAAACCAUUUGGGAAACGUGCGGUGCCAAAGAAACCUUGGGAGAAGGAUAUAUCGGCUGCAGAAGUCAACGCGGGCGAGGCCGAGAAGCAUCCUGUGGUUGAUGCUGAAUUCCCGCCAUUGGACGAAGUGGCAGCGCCCGUAGCUGAAAUUUCAACUAAGGAGACGUGAACCCAUGAAAAAGUGCAUGGGUUAUCUUCAAACUUAUGCGUGCGGCGUUUGGUAGAAAAGAAUUACAUUCAAGUGAAAGGCGGCGGCGUUAGACACUGGUUCGAAGAGACAACGAGGCUUGUGGGGGAAAAUUGUGUCUAGUCAAUGACCUAGUCAAGGAAACAGAAACUCUUAAAGGUGCACAUUCUAGGGGAACUAUCUAAUGGCCGGUUGAGGACUGCCACAGACGCUGUCCAAUCUGGACCAAUGUCACACUCCAAAGUCUCUGGAAUGUGAUACAUACUACAUACAAUCAUUGCCGUUGUCUUUCUGAUAUCCCAUGCUUGCCUAGUCGUCCACCCUCGUGCUCCUUCAGUUUGCUCUUUCCAUGAGCUGAUUAAACUAAGGACGUAUCAAUUGAAUACUUGGAUGUGUCAGU